Molecule: messenger RNA, 891 nt
Organism: Lolium perenne
Lineage: Eukaryota; Viridiplantae; Streptophyta; Magnoliopsida; Poales; Poaceae
Biological process (GO): mRNA splicing, via spliceosome
Cellular component (GO): precatalytic spliceosome; U2 snRNP
Source: RefSeq, a predicted model, not a curated record
AUCUACUGUAAAACUUUUAGCUCGCCGUCCUGCCCGUCAAAACCCUAGCCCCUCACUCUCCGGCGCGGUUCCAGCCGACCACCGCGUCGCCCCUCCGCUCCACCUCCCAAAAAUUCCGACCUUCACCGCGCACUUCAACACUCAACCCCUCAUCCGCCUCCCACGCGCGCCGCCGCCGCCACCGCCGUUCCCGUCCCCGGUCCUUCCUCACCGCGCCGCCGCAAUCGUUGGCCAUUGGUUUUCGAGAACUGGGUGAACGUUUGCGAGAUUAUUGGUCCCUCCUCAGUCUUCACAGGUCAGGAUAACACCCAUCAGCCACCAUGCAGGCUAGCGACAGGUUCAACAUAAAUUCUCAACUUGAGCAUCUUCAAGCCAAAUAUGUUGGAACAGGGCAUGCUGACCUGACCAGAUUUGAAUGGGCUGUAAAUAUCCAAAGAGACAGCUAUGCAUCCUAUGUUGGACACUAUCCAAUGUUGUCAUAUUUUGCCAUUGCUGAGAAUGAAUCAAUUGGAAGGGAGCGCUACGAAUUUAUGCAGAAAAUGCUGCUUCCCUGUGGCCUCCCUCCUGAGAGAGACGAAGACUGAGAAAGUGUUGGUGCUGUAGUUGGUACCACGGCAGAAGCUUGUGUUUUAGCCACCUCAGCGCUGUGUGUGAUUCUGUUUGAACAUCCUGGACAUCUUUGGCGACGUGUUUCUACUUGUCCUCCACUCAAAUGUUAAGCAGUUGCUCCGUUCAGUUUAGCUAUAUUAAUCUGGUGCUAUCCAGUUGAAUUUAAUUUGUGGAUGGCCACAGCUAUCUUAUAACCUCAUAAAGGAGGUAAUGUAACAUGAUGCUGUAUCUGCGUCCUAUGUGUGGACAAUGUAGUCGAAUUGCAGCAGCUCAUGGCAGAAA